CCGGAAGUCGGCUACAUGCGGUCAACAGCGAGCACGUGGGGUCAGUUCGAAGACAGACGGCUUACGGAAAAGACGUGUUUUUAUCUGGAGCGCUCGUUUACUCCGCCACGGUCGACAAGGGAAAGACAUUUUAAUCGCAAAUCUUCUCGACACCGACGUACAAAAAGUGACAUGCCAACUACUGAUCAAUUUCUGACUUGUCCUGACUAUAUACGUCCAGCCUCAAGAGGUUCCAGUAAUUUGACCAAAAUCGAACGCCUACGGAAUGCUGAUUUACCAAACGAACCAAACAAUAUACCUUAUUUUCCAGCGAAAAGAGGAUCUGCUGAUGUUGUGUGUAGUUAUUGUGGAGUGUAUACGGGAAAUGAAAAUCAUCCUUGUAAGGUCUGUGACUUAGUGUUCCACAAAAUUUGCCUCAACAAAUAUUAUGUAGAAACAUGCAAUGAUACUUUGCUUGACAUGGAUCCUUGUCAAAUAAAUGAAGAGAGCUGGACUUGCCAUAACUGUGAGGAUCUUUUGGCUUUACUUACCAUUGAGGAAUAUAAUUCAUUGAUGAGGAUGUUUGAAAAGUUUGGAAUGCAAAAAGAUACUCUUGUUACACAUGCAAACUUUUUACGUUUCCGAAGAGGAGUUUACAAUAAUAUUCAUGGAGAGGAUAUGAAACCUGAUGAAAUGAAGAAAUCAAUGCAGCAUUUUGAACAUAUGGAUGUGAAUGACAAAGGAGAAAUUACCCGGAAAGAUUUCAUAAACAGUGAAGUCAUCAGAAUUCUCAAGCAACGGCCUGAACAUAAGAUAACAUGUCUUUUAAAACCAAAAGAAAUAGAAGAAGUGCGUGCCAUAUUCAGAAGUAUUGAUAGCCUUGGCCAAGGAUCUGCCAAAAAGAAUGCUGUUCAAGGUGCAUUCAUUAAAUGGCUAGCUAAAAGGAAGAAAAUCUCUGUUUCAAAAAGUAAAUCCAGAAAAUGUUCUUUGGAUGAAAAAAGAGACAAAGAAUAUAUUCGCAAACGAUCACUACCUGGAGAUAAUUCCAAAACAAUUAUAUGGCAAGAUUUUGUGUCUCAAUAUGCUCUUGCAGUCAUUGCAGCUCGACCUAAUACAUAUGGAUAUAUUUACACAGAUGAAUAUAUUCACUUACUAAGCAAUUGUUGAGAGAUAUAAUAAUGGACUUAAUGUAAACUGAAUUUUGUGAAUAUCACAAUUAUUUAAACAAGAACUAUAAUUAAAAAUGGAAUUAAGACAAACUCCUUACAAGAAUAUAAUAACAUAAAUUGUCUCUUGAACACCAAUGCAUGAUUAAAUAGACAAAAUCUCUUUGACUCUGAAUGUGUUUUGUGCAAAUGCUGCUGGUCCAACUAAACUGGAAAAAAUAAAAUUGUCUCAAAAGUUUUUAAAAAAUUAGAAAGAAUAAUGCUCAAUCUA
Octopus bimaculoides (California two-spot octopus) is the source of this 1416-nucleotide messenger RNA. Its product is annotated as PHD finger protein 24. Lineage: Eukaryota; Metazoa; Mollusca; Cephalopoda; Octopoda; Octopodidae. The record is from RefSeq and is a predicted model, not a curated record.